Molecule: messenger RNA, 2177 nt
Organism: Castor canadensis (American beaver)
Lineage: Eukaryota; Metazoa; Chordata; Mammalia; Rodentia; Castoridae
Gene: Alox12b
Product: arachidonate 12-lipoxygenase, 12R type
Biological process (GO): lipid oxidation
Molecular function (GO): protein binding; oxidoreductase activity, acting on single donors with incorporation of molecular oxygen, incorporation of two atoms of oxygen; iron ion binding
Source: RefSeq, a predicted model, not a curated record
GGGCUUGAGCCCCCUCUUGCCUCCUGAAUAGCAGCCAUGGCCACCUACAAAGUUAAGGUGGCCACAGGCACCGACCUCUUGUCUGGAACGCUGGACUGCAUCUCACUGACCAUCGUGGGAACGCAAGGAGAAAGCCAUAAGCAACGGCUGGACCACUUUGGGAGAGACUUUGCCACUGGGGCGGUGGACGAGUACACUGUGCGGUGCCAGCAGGACCUGGGGGAGCUCAUCAUCAUCCGCCUGCACAAGGGGCGCUACUCUUUCUUCCCCAAGAACCCCUGGUAUUGCAACUACGUGCAGAUUUGUGCCCCCAAUGGCCGUGUGUACCACUUUCCUGCCUACCAGUGGAUGGAUGGCUAUGAAACCCUGGCACUCCGGGAGGCCACAGGAAAGACAGCAGCAGAUGAUACGCUCCCCAUCCUUCUGCAGCACAGACAAGAGGAGAUCAGAGCUAAGCAGGACUUCUACCACUGGAGAGUCUUCGUUCCUGGCCUGCCCAACUACGUGCACAUUCCCAGUUAUCACCCUCCUGUCCGGAGGUGCCGCAACCCCAACCGGCCAGAGUGGAAUGGCUACAUCCCCGGAUUCCCCAUUCUUAUCAACAUUAAGGCCACCAAGUUCCUAAACUCGAAUCUCCGCUUCUCCUUCAUCAAGACAGCCUCCUUUUUCUCCCGCCUGGGGCCCAUGGCACUGGCACUCAAACUCCGUGGCCUAUUGGACUGCAAACGUUCAUGGAAGAGACUAAAGGACAUUAGGAAUAUUUUUCCUGCCAACAAGACUGUCAUCUCUGAGUAUGUGGCUGAGCACUGGAUGGAGGACACUUUCUUUGGGUACCAGUACCUCAAUGGCAUUAACCCAAGUGUAAUCAGGCGCUGCACAAGGAUCCCAGACAAAUUUCCUGUCACAGAUGACAUGGUGGCCCCAUUCCUGGGUGAGGGAACGUGCCUGCAAGCAGAGUUGGAGAAGGGGAACAUUUACUUGGCAGACUACCACAUCCUGGAGGGCAUCCCCACUGUGGAGCUCAACGGUCACAAGCAGCACCACUGUGCCCCCAUCUGCCUGCUGCACUUUGGCCCUGAGGGUAACAUGAUGCCCAUCGCUAUCCAGCUCAGUCAGACCCCAGGGCCUGACUGCCCCAUCUUCCUGCCUAGCGAUUCUGAGUGGGACUGGCUGCUUGCCAAGACGUGGGUGCGCUACGCAGAGUUCUACUGCCAUGAGGGCAUCGCGCACCUGCUGGAAAGCCACCUCAUCGGGGAGGCCUUCUGCCUGUCCCUGCUAAGGCAACUACCCAUGUGCCACCCCCUGUACAAGCUCCUCGUCCCCCACACCCGAUAUACUGUCCAGAUCAACAGCAUCGGGCGGGCCCUUCUCCUCAAUGAAGGGGGUCUUUCUGCCAGGGGCAUGUCCCUGGGCCUGGAGGGCUUUGCAGAGGUGAUGGUACGUGCGCUGUCAGAGCUCACCUAUGACAGCCUCUGCAUCCCCAACGACUUUGUGGAGCGUGGGGUCCAGGACUUGCCUGGGUAUUAUUACCGUGAUGACAGCUUGGCAGUGUGGUAUGCCAUGGAGAGGUAUGUGACAGAGGUCAUCACAUAUUAUUACCCGAAUGACGCAGCUGUGGAGGGUGACUCAGAAUUGCAGUGCUGGGUGCAGGAGAUAUUCAAGGAGUGCCUCCUAGGGCGUGAGAGCUCAGGAUUUCCCACAUGCCUUCGAACAGUACCUGAGCUGAUACGAUAUGUCACCGUCAUCAUGUACACUUGCUCUGCCCGGCACGCAGCUGUCAACACAGGCCAGCUGGAGUUCACCUGCUGGAUGCCUAAUUUCCCAUCAUCCAUGAGGAACCCGCCCAUGCAGGCCAAGGGGCUGACCACUUUGGAGACCUUCAUGGAUACGUUGCCCGAUGUGAAGACGACGUGUAUUGUGCUCUUGGUGCUCUGGACUCUCUGUCGCGAACCUGAUGACAGGCGGCCCCUCGGCCACUUCCCGGACAUCCACUUCGUGGAGGAGGUCCCGCGGAGAAGCAUGGAGGCCUUCCGCCAGCACCUGGCUCAGAUCUCACACAGCAUCCGCCAGCGCAACAAGUGCCUCCCCAUCCCCUACUACUACCUGGACCCGGUGCUGAUUGAGAACAGCAUUUCGAUCUAGGACUGCCCCUCCUCUCCCCGCCCUGCUAUUUUCCA